AUGUUGAUUUCAAUAAUUUGUUCUGUUUAUCUGGAAACUUAUAGGAGUACAUUGUUAGUGAAAGGAAAUAACUGGCUAGAAAAGGAAGAUUUUAACGAUAUUGAUCGAGUCAAUAUUAAAACAAUAAUGAUUCGCGAUGGUAUUUCAAUAAUCAAAGAUCACGUGUUCGAAGGAUUCGUAAAUCUCGAAGAAAUAUAUCUACCAUCUACUAUAGAGCAAUAUGAUCCAACAGCAUUUGAUGAUUGUCCAAAUUUACGAAAUGUUCGUUGGCCAGGUGAUGAAAAAGAUGUAGAAAAUGACAAAGAAGUAGAAAUACCAGAAAGCAUUCAACCAGCAAUACCAAUGGUCCCUUGGACUGUAGCUAUUAUACUUUUAGUUGUUUUAAUAUUUGUAAUAUCAUAUUUAGGUGAUGAGAUCAAAGCAAAGGAUGAGAUAAUAGCGGAGUUGCGUAGCCGUGAAAUAUCAUCAGAAAAAGUUGAAACAAAAAAUGCCGAGGAAUUAAUUAGGAUUCUUAAAACUCUUGAUGCAGAUAAAGAAACAAUUGAAUUAGCCCAAUCUAUUAGAGAUCGUCUCGCUCGUUUGGACUAA
Molecule: messenger RNA, 588 nt
Organism: Trichomonas vaginalis G3
Lineage: Eukaryota; Parabasalia; Trichomonadida; Trichomonadidae
Product: ribonuclease inhibitor domain-containing protein
Exons: 1
Coding region: 1-588 (195 amino acids)
Source: RefSeq, a predicted model, not a curated record